This is a messenger RNA of Tarenaya hassleriana, 1325 nucleotides long. RefSeq lists its product as uncharacterized. The transcript has 7 exons. The coding region runs from base 184 to 945 and encodes 253 amino acids. Lineage: Eukaryota; Viridiplantae; Streptophyta; Magnoliopsida; Brassicales; Cleomaceae. The record is from RefSeq and is a predicted model, not a curated record.
CCAUCAAAAUCUGGGACGAUAAACCAAGCGCGAGGCAUGUCCAUGGCAGCGAAAUGCGAAACAUGCUCUUGGUAAUGGUGGAAAGUUCAUGUGUUGUGUAGAAAUUCAAUUCCGAGGAAGUUGAAACCGGAGAAUCGUUUUGUUGUAUCUUCGAGGGUAGAUUCGAAGUAGAAGGAGAAGAUCAUGGCUUCAGAUCCUAAGCUGAUGCCUGAGAUCGGGCCUGAUGGCCUCGCGAGAGAAGCACCUGUAAUCGCCUACACAGAGAGGAUGAUCGAGGAAGAGCAGCUUCAAUUGAAGAAAUACAUUGAGCAGAAUUAUUCCAAAAUAAGGGAUGUUGAAAGAGAACUCUCAAAUCUUACGAUGGAGAUGAAACUUACUGCUGGACCUAAGAAGGCAGCACUGGAACUCUUGAGAAAGAAAAUUGAAGUAUCAAAUGAAAAGAUUCGUGCUGCCAAGCAGAGAGAAGAACAAGCACGUAAGGCGUAUGAAGCAGCAGCAAAAGCUGUGAUGGAUGAGGAAGCAGUGAAGCAUAAGCUUUCUGAAGACUUAAACAGUCUGGUGCAAGAAAGCAGUAAUGCACAGUACGCCAGACUCGAGGAAUUGAAAAAACGACUGGAAGCACUAAAUCCAAGUAGAGCAUCUGUCUCUAUUCCACAAGUCGGGAAUCAAGAGAAUACGACAUCUACAUCUACAGUAACUAGCUCAGUGGCAUCCGGCACUACCCAAACUCAUUCUGGAAAUGCACAAAACCAUGGUAAAGGCGGAGGAACACAGGCUGUGAGCGACCAGGAACAGAAGCCACCAAUGGCAGAGGGAGAAUCCAAAGCGAAAAGGAAAACUCAAAUCCAGGGAAAGGGUAGAGGACUCUUAGCCAUAGGCAAGGGAAGAGGGACCUCGGGUUCGGGUUGGACAGGUGCCGGAUUCGACGUGGAUGGCAGAACCUGAAAUAUUAUUACACGUCCAAAAGCCCGCAUCUUUAUAUCUGUUCACCGUGCUCACUCAUCUCAGGUACACUAUUUCCAUCCUCUACAUGUCUGGUUGGCCGCAAGGCUUCAGAGAUCUCUUCCUGUAUACUUGUCAUCAUACAUUCAAAAGAGAGGGAAAAAUAAAAUGAAAUAAGGCAGUUAUGUUAUGUUUGGCUUAGUUGGUAGGAACAUCUGAACCUGAAGUGUAGGAGUUGGUUCUUCCCCAUCCGAGUUAGGGUUCUGUCUUUUGGGGUGAAGAGAAUAUUCAUCUCUCCAGAGCAAUACACCCAAUUCUGGAGAUUCUAGUUAUUCAGUUUGCUGUAUGUCGUCAUCUAACAAAGCAAUUCCUCAUUUUUGUUU